CGCCUCAGCUCCUCCCACCGGACAGGUGACGCGCACCGUGUCCGUUUCGCUGUCGGACUGGUUUUUUACUGGUUGCUGUUUGUCUAUCCGGGUCCUCCCGCUCCAGCUGAGGACGGGUCAGAACCAGAACUGAACUCCGGGUAUUACUGGUGCUUUCACGGACUUCCGGGAUGUUUCAUCUCGCCGUUCUCUCCUUCUUAAUGUGGACCGGACCGGGACCGGGAGCUGCCACCGUGUUUGAGAUAAACAUCCGGCUCCUCCCCCAGCAGACCGCCACGCUGCCGUGUCGAGCAGCCAAAGACAAGUCCGUCGUCGCUCUGGACUGGAGCCGGCCCGACAUGUCGCCAGAGGUAGUGUUUCUGUUCAGAGACAACCACGUCUACCAAGAAUUCCAGCAUCCGUCUUUCAGGAACCGAGUGGAUCUGCUGGACAGGGACAUGAAGGACGGGGACGUGUCUCUGGUUCUGAGGAAUGUGACAACUGCUGAUAGCGGAUCGUACGAGUGUCGAGUCUUACAGAAGAAACCUCUCCCUUUCCUCUGGAAGACUCGACGCUCGAAGAGGUCUGUUAUGAUUUCUGACCCGAUCAUCAUCAUCAAGCUGCAGAUUGUCCAUUCAGGUCCGAUAGACACCAACAAGGAGGACAAGGUCAUUCACAACAUGAAAAACUGGAAUCGGGCAUUUGAAGAGAUGGACGUUCGAGAAUAUCUCACUCUAGUGAGCGUGCUGGCGGUGGUGGUCUUUCUUCUGAUGGCCAUGACUAGAUGUGUUACCAGAUAUUGGUCCAAACAUCCGUCCAGGUGAUCAGUGUGGUCAAAACGGACCACGUUGGUUUAUUUCUGUUCUGUUUAUUUUUUUUAGCACCAGUUCACAAUGAAACCCGUUUGGGUUUGGUACAGAUUCAGUGAUUUUACUUCAUACACCGACAGACUUUUACUCUUUAAAUCAACGUUCAGUGACAGAAAAGUUACACAAUGUUUAUGAAAGGUUGAACUUCAAAUAUGAACCAAAGGGCACAAAAACAAAUUAAAACGGGCUCAAAUGUUAAAGGUAUAUUCCACCGAUUCCUGAAAACUCUGUUGACGUAUUUCCCAGAGUUAGAAAAGUAGGAAAAAGAAACUAUUUUUAGGCAGCCCAGUCGUUCUCCUGACCUGGCUGCACUCCUUUAGCUUUAGCUUAGCAUAAAACACAGUAAGUGAAUGGGACCAGCUAGCAUUGUGAGUCCUUAAACUCUUUCAGUAGUGAUCUCAGUCCUGCUUGGUGACCUAAACAAUCAGACAAACUGCGGGUGAAAAUAAUUGGUAACAUGAAGGAAUCACAGGCGCCAUUUUGGACCUUGGACUACUUUAUGACGAAGCUCAGCACGUUGUUGGCAAACCGCCAUAAAAACACACGUUCACACACAUCAAAGGGUGGAAUAUCCCUUUAAAUGUUCCAAGAGUUGAAGGACUCAUGCUUCAGUACAAUGUUGAAGUCAUUCCAACCAUAACACGAAAUCUAAAUAUCCAAAAAGAGUAAAGUGGAGUUUAAACUAGAAUCAGACUUUAGAACACAAAUCUUAGCUCCGCCCACAGGUGAUCAUCUCCACCUUCUGGUUGGUCAGAACUCCUGAUUGUCAUAAACGUAUUGAUCAGGUUUUAUUGCUCUCACAGUGACUGCAGUGCUCACUUAGCUGGUUUUAAUAAAGCUGCUUCAAUUCAA
Molecule: messenger RNA, 1700 nt
Organism: Nothobranchius furzeri (turquoise killifish)
Lineage: Eukaryota; Metazoa; Chordata; Actinopteri; Cyprinodontiformes; Nothobranchiidae
Product: butyrophilin subfamily 1 member A1
Biological process (GO): regulation of cytokine production; T cell receptor signaling pathway
Cellular component (GO): external side of plasma membrane
Molecular function (GO): signaling receptor binding
Source: RefSeq, a predicted model, not a curated record